Messenger RNA from Tremella mesenterica DSM 1558, 888 nucleotides. RefSeq lists its product as uncharacterized. Gene Ontology annotation, molecular function: S-adenosyl-L-methionine transmembrane transporter activity. NCBI's taxonomy places the organism in Eukaryota, Fungi, Basidiomycota, Tremellomycetes, Tremellales, Tremellaceae. The record is from RefSeq and is a predicted model, not a curated record. Gene Ontology annotation, cellular component: mitochondrial inner membrane. Gene Ontology annotation, biological process: transmembrane transport. The coding region runs from base 1 to 888 and encodes 295 amino acids. The transcript is spliced from 6 exons.
AUGUCAGAUUCUCAACGGGGUGCGCCUUCGUCCAGAAAAGCUUUAGUGUCUGGUGCUCUGGCAGGAGUAUCAGUAGAUCUCAUGUUCUUCCCCCUCGAUACUAUAAAAACCCGCAUACAAUCCUCUGCGGGAUUUUGGAAGUCGGGUGGGUUGGUAGGGGUUUAUAGAGGUGUUGGAAGUGUUGGUCUGGGUUCUGCACCGGGAGCCGCGGCAUUUUUUCUCACUUACGAGACUCUAAAACCUCGUUUACCGACUUUAAUCGGUACGUUAGAAAAGAAUGGGGGGUUGAACCAUAUGGUUUCUGCGUCCGGAGCAGAAUUUGUCUCAUGUCUCAUUCGUGUGCCUACGGAAAUCGUCAAAUCUCGUACCCAAACAGGAGCUUACGGGUCCGGAAAGGGAAAAGGAACGUGGAAUUCUGCAUUGAAGACUUGGCAAUAUGAAGGUCUUCGAGGGUUUUACAGAGGGUUCGGGAUCACUAUUGCCAGAGAGAUACCCUUCACGUCCAUUCAGUUCCCCCUCUACGAGGCUCUCAAGAGCCAGUUGUCAAAACGGUAUCUAGACGGUAGAAGACCAAGCUCGGGGGAAGCAGCUGGGUGUGGGAUGAUAGCGGGAGGUGUGGCGGCGGCUAGUACCACACCGUUAGAUGUUGUCAAAACGAGGGUCAUGUUGGAGGCUAGGACUUCGACAUCCCCUUUAUCAUCCACUAUUCCAUCUCAUACCCCCUCCCCAUCCAUACUCUCCUUCCCUCCCCGUCUCCUGGCUAUAUUACGGACAGAAGGUCCAGCUGCGUUGUUCAGAGGCUGGGUACCGAGGACAGUGGCGAUAUCAUGUGGCGGAGCUGUCUUUUUGGGUAUAUAUGAUUUCUGUGUGAGUCUUGAUUUAGGCUAG